Messenger RNA from Helicoverpa zea (corn earworm), 903 nucleotides. Its product is annotated as hepatic leukemia factor-like. The transcript has a single exon. Lineage: Eukaryota; Metazoa; Arthropoda; Insecta; Lepidoptera; Noctuidae. The coding region runs from base 136 to 753 and encodes 205 amino acids. Gene Ontology annotation, biological process: regulation of DNA-templated transcription. Gene Ontology annotation, molecular function: DNA-binding transcription factor activity. The record is from RefSeq and is a predicted model, not a curated record.
UUCUCUCCCCACAGACACGCGGAGCCACCCCCUCCCCCGCCCCGCGCGUCCCGCCCCCCGCGCCCGCAUAUAAGCCCGCCCGCGCCGCCCUCCGCAACACUCCCCUUCUGACUGCACACCAACGCACACGCAACCAUGGCUCUGUGGACACCCUACGCUGACGAAGCCGCCUUGGACUUAUCGAAGUCGGCACAAGAAACAGUGACGUACUCGCGAGAGUACUACGCUCCUCAGUUAACGGUUCCGCCGGAUUAUUUACCCUACAAUAGGUAUUACGCACCAGUUGGACAAUUAUCACCAGGAAGCAGUUCUUCAGGAUACGAUUCAGUGUCGUUCAGUCCUAUGACACCGAGACAUGUGACGUUAUCGCCGCCCGCGUCACCUACCGAGGUCACUUCAAAGAGGUCCUACCACAUGAUAGACGCUGACUGUUUAUCAGACGACCCGGAUUUCCAAGAGUUUGAAAGAAACGCUUUAAGAGUGAUGGCGGAGAAGAAUGGAGGUGCGUUAUUAGGCAACAACCCGCGCAUGCGCCGUGCUGUGAGGUCCACGCAGUCCGACGCCGGAGACGACGCGUACAGGCGCCAGAGAGAGAGGAACAACCACGCGGCCAAGCAGAGCCGCGACAGGAGGAAGCUGAGGGAGAUUCAUCUCGCUCUCAAAGUCACCUACCUCAGGAAAGAGGUUGCCGCGCUAAAAGCAGCCUUAAGUACUAGAGUGUGUGGUCGAUGUCAGCAAACCUGCCUUUGCUGAUAACUAAGAACUUUUUAGGCUAAGUUUGUAAAUAAAGUUCCUAUUCAAAAGACUGUGCAAUGUACCGUAGAAUAAGAUAGUUGUAAGUAAAUGUUUGUAAAACUUGUAUGUAUGUGUAGUAGUAAUGUGCAAUUAUUUAAUGUAAAUUAA